Messenger RNA from Colius striatus (speckled mousebird), 1632 nucleotides. RefSeq names its product syntrophin gamma 1 (gene SNTG1). The record is from RefSeq and is a predicted model, not a curated record. Gene Ontology annotation, cellular component: intracellular anatomical structure; dystrophin-associated glycoprotein complex. The transcript is spliced from 18 exons. NCBI's taxonomy places the organism in Eukaryota, Metazoa, Chordata, Aves, Coliiformes, Coliidae. The coding region runs from base 1 to 1632 and encodes 543 amino acids. Gene Ontology annotation, molecular function: protein binding; structural molecule activity.
AUGGCCCAGCCUUUUACAGACAGUGGAUUGAAAUUUGACCUGAAUGAAGCCAAAAGAAGCUGUAUUAUUGACACUGAUGAGCUCAAUGUUUUAAAUACUUCUUAUACAAAGACAGGGAUUUGUUUGCUGCAGGAUGGUAACCAGGAGCCUUUCAAAGUGCGACUGCACUUAGCCAAAGAUAUUUUGAUGAUCCAGGAGCAGGAUGUGAUCUGUGUGUCUGGUGAGCCUUUCUAUUCUGGUGAAAGAACAGUAACAAUUAGAAGACAGACUGUAGGAGGAUUUGGAUUGAGUAUAAAGGGUGGAGCAGAACAUAAUAUUCCAGUGGUCAUUUCUAAGAUUUCCAAAGAACAAAGAGCGGAACUUUCAGGUUUGCUGUUUAUAGGAGAUGCAAUUCUACAGAUUAAUGGAAUUAAUGUGAGAAAAUGCAGGCAUGAAGAAGUGGUUCAGGUCCUUCGCAAUGCAGGGGAAGAAGUGACCCUAACUGUCUCCUUUCUGAAAAGAGCACCUGCUUUUCUCAAACUGCCACUGAAUGAAGAUUGUGCAUGUGCCCCCAGUGACCAAAGCAGUGGCACAUCCUCUCCUCUGUGUGAUAGUGGUUUGCAUCUCAACUAUCAUCCAAACAACACAGAUACAUUAUCGUGUUCCUCGUGGCCAACAUCCCCGGGACUUAGGUGGGAAAAAAGGUGGUGUGAUCUCCGAUUAAUUCCACUUCUUCAUUCACGGUUUUCCCAGUACCUUCCAGGAUCAGAAUUGUGCAGGCAAAAUGCGUUCCAAGUAAUUGCUGUGGAUGGGGUUUGCAGUGGAAUAAUUCAGUGUCUCUCUGCUGAAGACUGUAUUGACUGGCUACAAGCAAUAGCAAGUAACAUUUCCAACCUCACAAAGCACAAUAUUAAAAAGAUCAACAGGAAUUUUCCCGUAAACCAGCAGAUAGUCUACAUGGGCUGGACAGAAGAACGGGAACAAGACUCCCUUCAGGAUCGAAUGUACACACCAAAGUUUUUAGCACUAAGAGGAUCUUCCCUGUAUAAAUUUAUAGCACCUCCAGUGACAACCUGGGAUUGGACACGAGCUGAGAAAACGUUUUCAGUUUAUGAGAUAAUGUGCAAAAUUCUCAAGGACAGUGAUCUACUGGACCGUCGGAAACAUUGCUUCAGCGUCCAGUCUGAGUGUGGAGAAGACCUUUAUUUUUCAGUGGAACUAGAGUCUGACCUAACACUAUGGGAGAAAGCCUUCCAAACAGCAACUUUUUUAGAAGUUGAACGGAUACAGUGCAAAACGUACGCCUGUGUAUUGGAGAGUCAUCUUAUGGGACUUACUAUCGACUUUAGCAUGGGCUUUAUCUGUUUUGAUGCUGCCACAAAGGCUGUCCUUUGGAGGUACAAGUUUUCCCAGCUCAAAGGUUCUUCAGAUGAUGGGAAGAGCAAAAUCAAAUUUUUGUUCCAAAACCAAGAUACUAAACAAAUUGAAGCAAAGGAGCUGGAGUUUUCCAACCUGUUUGCGGUCCUUCACUGUAUCCACUCAUUCUUCGCAGCCAAAGUGGCUUGUUUGGACCCUUUGUAUGUAGGCAGUCAAGCCACAGCUUCUACUGCUCCCACAACUUCUGGUACUAGCAAAUUAAAGUAUACAACUUGA